Messenger RNA from Lactuca virosa, 750 nucleotides. The record is from the annotation of a GenBank genome assembly. NCBI's taxonomy places the organism in Eukaryota, Viridiplantae, Streptophyta, Magnoliopsida, Asterales, Asteraceae.
AUGUCCGCUGCUACAGGCCAUGACACGGAAUCUCAACCUUCUACCUCUUCCUCUGUAAAAAUGGCACAACCAUGCCGUCAACCUGCACUGGAUUUGAGUCUUGAUGAAGAGCAACAUAAUUUAGCAAGAUGGGCUCAAGAAUCUAUCAAGGAAGGCAAUCUAAAACAUAUAAUUGAUUCUGGUAUAAGGGAUCAAAUCUCCCCGAAAAGUUUGAAAGAGUUUGUUCGAAUUGCUGGGAGAUGUUUGCACAACAAGCAAAAGGAGCGUCCUACAAUGGCUGAGGUUUUGUUCAGUCUUGAGUCUCUAAUGACCAUACAACAGAAAAUGAAUAGUCCGUUGCAACCUUCACACAGAACAAUACUUGGUAGAAUGGUUGACAAGUUGACCUUCACCUCCAACAUAGAGAACUCUGGCAAAAGAAUAUUUGGUAGAACGGCUGUCUCUGUCACAGAGCGCUCAUACCCAUGCCUGAACCAAGUCUUGUCGUUGCUUCCAUUAAGCGGUUGGAUUCCAUGUCAAGUCAAGGGGCAUCAGAGUUUUGGGCGGAAGUUGAACUGCUUUCCAGAUCACCUCCAUAAAUUUGGUACCCAUCUUUCAUGGCUUCAACGUCUCAAGAUCUGCAUAGGUGCAGCUCGUGGCCGCAUGCAGAACAAUGAUUUGUGGAAUACUGGAAUGGUUGAUAACAAAAGAGCUGACCCUCAAAGAAAAGAUAAGAAUGCCAUACUCAGGUAUUUCAAGCUAUCCUAUUGA